This is a messenger RNA of Ochotona curzoniae (black-lipped pika), 964 nucleotides long. Its product is annotated as pulmonary surfactant-associated protein A-like. The coding region runs from base 106 to 852 and encodes 248 amino acids. The transcript has 5 exons. The record is from RefSeq and is a predicted model, not a curated record. Lineage: Eukaryota; Metazoa; Chordata; Mammalia; Lagomorpha; Ochotonidae. Gene Ontology annotation, cellular component: rough endoplasmic reticulum; multivesicular body.
UACUAUAUAGGGACCUGUCUGCCUUCCUCCUUGAGCUUGGAGGUAGACAUCUGCAUAGCCCGGGGGCUCUGUGUGCAGGCAGAAGAAGCUACCAGAGAGGAGGCCAUGUUGCUGUUCUCUUUGGCCCUCAUCCUCAUCUCGUUGGCGGUCUCUAACAUCAUGGGCGAUGUGAACGAUGUUUGUGUUGGAAGCCCCGGCAUCCCAGGAGCUCCCGGGACCCAUGGGCUGCCUGGAAGAGAUGGGAGGGAUGGCGUCAAAGGAGACCCUGGGCCCCCAGGCCCUAUGGGCCCCCCUGGAGGAAUGCCAGGUCUCCCUGGGCGGGAUGGGCUGGUCGGAGCCCCUGGUGUUGCUGGGGAACGCGGAGACAAAGGCGAGCCUGGUGAGAGAGGUCCUCCAGGGCUUCCAGCUUACAUGGAUGAGGAGCUCCAAAGCACACUCCACGAACUCAGACACCAGAUCCUGCAGUCGAUGGGAGUUCUCAGUUUGCAGGGCUCCGUACUGGCUGUGGGAGAGAAGAUCUUCUCUACCAAUGGGAAGUCAGUCAAUUUUGAUGCCGCUCAAGAGUUGUGUGCUCAAGCAGGUGGUCACAUUGCUGCCCCGAGGAAUGCAGAGGAGAACGAGGCCAUUGCAAGUAUUGUAAAGAACCGUAACACCUAUGCCUACCUGGGCCUGGUUGAAGGCCCCAACCCUGGAGACUUCCACUACCUGGAUGGGGACCCCGUGAACUACACCAACUGGUACACGGGGGAGCCCAGAGGUCAAGGCCGGGAGAAAUGCGUGGAGAUGUACACAGAUGGGAAGUGGAAUGACAAGAGUUGCCUGCAGUACCGGCUGGUCAUCUGUGAGUUCUGAUCAACCAUGCGUGUAGGCCACAAGAUGCAUAACACGCUGCCUUGCCUUUCAGGCAAGGAUCCCCAUGGCCUAUGAGAUGCUGUAACUCCUUACAAAUGAAAUUGCUUUGUAG